This is a messenger RNA of Eupeodes corollae, 5824 nucleotides long. It is a transcript of the gene Graf, whose product is annotated as rho GTPase-activating protein Graf. Gene Ontology annotation, molecular function: GTPase activator activity; protein binding. Gene Ontology annotation, cellular component: cytoplasm. The coding region runs from base 717 to 3743 and encodes 1008 amino acids. Gene Ontology annotation, biological process: signal transduction. The record is from RefSeq and is a predicted model, not a curated record. NCBI's taxonomy places the organism in Eukaryota, Metazoa, Arthropoda, Insecta, Diptera, Syrphidae. The transcript is spliced from 13 exons.
UUGUUUUUUUUUUCUUCUGUUUAAGUUUUAUUCUAGUUUUAAAUUGCUUUUAUUUUAUUUUCUCCUCUUCCUAUGGUGUUUUGUUUUGGUCUUAAAAUGCAUAAUCAUAAAUAAAAAAAAUUCAUCAAUCUGCUUUUAUGUGUAAAGAUAAAGACUCAGGAGAUGAGCGAGAGGAAGUGAAAUUUUAAGAUAAAUUAAAAUAAAAAAAAAAAUCCCAAUCCCUGUGCCUCCGGUCUUAAGUUUCCGUUCCCGUUCUAUUGGAACUUGAAACCACUCCAAAGGAAUUUUUCCUUCGUGUUUGCGAAACCUGGAUGUGGACAUUCUAGAAUUCCAAGAUCUCAACAACACUUCAACUCCACUCAUAACUUAAAACAAAAUGAACAAACUGCACUUAAGCCGAGUUGAUGAGACAACUCUACUCUGCGCUGCGUCUAAAAUACAGUAAAGGCCUCACGUUCCGUUCACGUUCAUUCUCGGCCAACACAACAAAUAUAAUAAUUCAUCAUGAACAAAAAACGUCAGAAUUAUAAAAAUUAGUGAAUAUUCUAGUUGAAACAAAAAAGAAGAGAAAUUAAAAAAAAAAUACAAAAUUUCGCGAUCAAUAAGCAACAAAAACUAAUUAAAAAUUAGCAAUUUAUUGUGAAACGAAAAAGUGAGAAGAUUAUUUAUAUAAUUGUUGAUCAGCCCGCUCACCUGUGGUGGAGGAUGGUGGUUGGAUGUUUUCGUUUCUACAGCCCAACUAUUAUCGUCGACGUCAUCGUUGCAAAAACAACAAUAUUGCUGCUGUUGAUCACCAUCAUCAACAUAUUCAUCAUUUUCCAGCAGCAGCAACAGCAGCAACAAUUAUAAACGGGAAAAUGGGUGGUGGAACGCGUCGUGGUCUUGAACCACUCGAAUUCGAAGAAUGCAUUGUGGAUAGUCCAGAGUUUCGAGAUAACUUAACACGACACGAAAAGGAAUUGGACCACACUAGUCAUCAAAUUAAGAGAAUAAUCAAGGAGGUCAAGGACCUUAUGAAUGCGGCUAAAGUUCUAUCACAACGACAAUGCCAACUAGCAAAGAGUUUAAAAGAAUUCAAUUUUGAGUGCAUCGGCACAGCACAAACGGAUGAUGAAUUGGUGAUAAGCGACAGCUUAACACAUUUUGGAACAAUAAUAGAGAGUAUAGAAGAUCAUCGAGAGCACAUGUUAAAACUUGCAAACGAUCAAAUUAUUGAACGCCUGGAAGAUUUUCGAAAGAAGCAAAUCGGCGGCGUUAAAGAGAAUAAGAAAAAGUUCGAUAAAAAGACUGAAAAGUUUUGUCAGUCUCAAGAAAGAUUUCUCAAUAUGUCAACAAAAAAACCAGAAAACACGAUACAAGAGGCUGACGCUAGUUUGGGAAUGCAUGAACGUGAAUACAUUCAGGAGUCACUAAGUUAUGUCCUUCGAAUACAAGAAGUUCAAGAACGGAUAAAAUUUGAAUUCGUUGAAAUAUUACUUGCAUUCAUAUCAGGAUGGUUAGUGUUUUAUCAUACUGCACAUGAACAGGGAGAAGAUAACAAGGAUUACCUUCAAGACCUAAGGCAUAAAGUUCAAAAAACAAGAGAAAAUUUUGAAGAAGCUAGAGAAAAAGUCAAUGAACUAAAAAGCAAAUAUAUGGAAAAGAAAACGAAACCAGAAGAGAAGUUCACUAAACGUGGCUAUUUAUUUUUAAUGGAAAAGAGUUCCAUUUUGAAAAUAUCCCUUCUAGAGCCGUUUAAGGCAACAUGGACCAAAUACUACUGCACAUACAAAAAACAAAAAAAGGAAUUUACAAUGCUGCAAUUCAAUCAAAUUUCUGGUCGACCAGAGUCUAAUGAUGAAAAGCUCACACUUAUUUCGUGCCAACGAAGAGCAUCCGAAUUCGAAAAACGUUUUUGUUUCGAUUUGACUUUCAAAGAAAAACCAGGAAUUGUGUAUACAUUUCAAGCGCUCAGUGAAGAAGACCGCAAAGCGUGGAUAAACGCAAUGGAUGGAACGGAACCAACAUACCUAACUCCUGGUAAAACAAAAGGCUCCGAAGAAUAUCAAUUAGAUGAGACGGGUUUUGCGUUUGUUCGGAAAUGCAUCGAAGUACUGGAGAAUCGAGGACUGGAAGAGGAGGGUAUUUAUCGAAAAAGCGGUGUGGGUACAAAGAUAACCAAGUUACUCUCACUGGGCAUGGAUAAGAAAAAGACUGAUGUAGUAUUUAGUGAAGAACAAUAUAAAGAUCUUAUGGAGAGCAACACUAUAGCAAGUGCACUGAAGACAUACUUGCGUAAUUUAAAUGAACCAUUGAUGACUUAUCGAUAUCACAGCGGGUUUAUAGAAGCGGCAAAACAAGACAAUCUGAAGCAACGAGUUCAUGAAGUUCAUAAAUUAGUCCACAAACUGCCACAGCCAAACUUCAUAAUGUUGGAAAUGGUCACUAAGCACUUAACUGAGGUUUCUCGAAAAUACGAAAAGAACAAGAUGUCCGUAUUUAAUUUAGGAGUCGUAUUUGGACCAACACUUCUGCGACCGCAGGAGGAGACUGUAGCUGCUAUUUUAGAUAUCAAGUUCAACAACAUUGUAAUAAACAUUCUGAUCGAGAACUAUGAAUUGAUUUUUAAUAAUCCACCGGGAACCCUCGCUGGUAUCACAGCGAAUUCCAGCCCACCGGCAAGAGUUCCCCGAGCACAUCAAAUGGGUGCACCAAGUGUGGGGAACCGCCCUACAAUGUAUUCACCUCAGCAGCCAGUCUAUCGCAUAGUUACUAGUUACACAGAACAGCCGAUGUCGUCUUCAUUACAAAACAUACCUAAUGGAAUGAUAUAUCAGCCAAGCAGUAGUGCUUCUGCGAGCAGCACUAAUGGGACUUCCAAUUCAAAAGGUAUGGCUCCAAGUAUACCAGUACAUCAACACAAAUCGAACCACCAUCAGAUGUCACAUAUGGCAUCAUCUGAGAGUGACAUAAGUGUGCGGCGGGAUCCGACCACUUAUGCUACUGUGGGCGGUACUGUGUUACCAGGCGCCAAUUGUCCACUUGUAGCACACCAUGCAACACCUGCGAAUGCAACCAAUUUGCGCCAUGAAUACCUCACUCAACCAGGUGCUGUGCAUCCGUACAAUGGUCCAAGCCCACCAAGCAAUCGCGUCAAUAUUUCCCCACCACCGCUAGCCUUGCGGCCCGAACAACUCUACGGAACCAAUUCCACACAUGCGCGCUCCCAUUUAAGCUAUGCUCAAAAUAAGCACUAUCCAGGAUCAUCGCGAGGUGAUUCCAAUGAUCGGAUGCAUUCGACGAGUAGUUCGAAUGAGUCUGUGUGUGAUUCGGUAUCUUCGUCCAGAGACAAGCCGAGAGCAUCGAUUGAUUAUUCAACGCAUCAGGGACAAGUAGGUGUAGCCGGUUCAGUUACAAAUCUCUUGGCAGGUGUAUCAAAUGCAAAUAGCUGUGAUGACGUCGUUGUGACUUCUAGUAGUAGUGCAGUUUCGACAAACAAUACAGCUAGUGAUUAUGUGCCAAAGAAGGUCCACCGGACAAAGGAUUUCGAUCAAAUCAAAAGGGACCUAAGUGCAGGAACUGCGCGAGUACGUACACUCUAUGCGUGUUUGGGUGAAAAUGAAGGAGAGUUGUCUUUUGAACCAAAUCAAAUUAUUACCAAUGUUCGUUAUUCCCACGAACCCGGAUGGCUGCAAGGCACUUUGAAUGGAAAAACUGGCCUGAUACCAGAGAACUAUGUGGAACAUUUAAAAUCAUUUCUUUAAAAGUCAGCAGCGCAAGUAGUGAUCUUCAAAGUUAAAAGAAACCAAUAAAUUCAAGUGUAAACCAUACAUAUGAAAAUACAUAUAUAGAACAGAUACAAAUUUUAGAAGAACAAACAAAAUAUUCAUUCCCUGUAAUCUUAAGCACUGAGGUGAUGUAAUUUAAUUAAAUAAUCUUAUUUAAGUGUAUCAUAUACAUAUAUUUAAUAUGUAACUAUUAAAUAAACGAAGGAUAUUUCCUGCAAUUACUGUGAAUUAAAAUGUAAUAACAAAAUAGAACGAAUACUGGGACUAGAUGUAUUCAAGUAAAUAAAAUAUAGCAUAAAUAAUUUUUUAUCAUAAAAUAACUAAAAAUAGAUAUAUAGUUUUUUUUAUUAUUUUGGAUUGGUUUUUGUUUUAUUUUUGUGAUUAAAAAUAUAAUUUUCCAAAAUUCAAAAUGCAUCUAAUUGCUUUAACUACAUUGAAUUAAACGUUUUAAAAGAAGUCAACAAAAAAGUCAAAUUAAAAUCAGAAUACAUUACAUUAGUAUACCAGAUUAAUACAAAAUAAUACCAGACUUAUAAUGUUAAAAAAUACAUUGGGACUGAAAUACAUUAACUUAAGUACAACACAACUGUACUUGAAACAUUUUAAGCAUGUUGUAUAUAUAAUGUAAAUUAUGAAAGACCAUGUUUUUUGAUUGAAACAUAAUUUCAUAAGAGGUAAUUUUACUUUUACUUAAAGUUCAUGAAUGGUAACUAAUAUAGAGGUUUACAAAAGUCAUUUUGGAUCUAGAUACUCAUUUUCAUAUCUUUUAAUUUGUGCAAUGAUUUUUAUUUGUAUUUAAAUCUGAAUUUAAAUAUACUUUCCAACUUCCAAAUGUUCUCAUAUUCGUUGAUAAUAAAUACAUACCAAUAUAUUUGCAAGUUUGUGAAAAGAAUGGUCCUUAAAACUAAAUAUGGCGUUGAAGCCUACAGUGAAUAAAAUUUCCCCCGGUAUUCUACAAACGAUUGAAUUUGAAAACGUUUAUAGUUUCGCUAUUUUUUUGGACAUUCGACUUUAGUCUGUUGAUAUGAAAGCAAACUGCUGGCGAUAUUUUCAUUAUUAUUUCUAACCAUUUCUAUUCACGGUAGACUUUAUUAUGUUACAAACUAAUGUUAUUAACUUUACACAGAAAAAAUAAAAUGAAUUGGUUUUAAAUUUUAAAAAAAGUGGAGAUGCGCCUGUUAUCUAGAUACUUUUUUUAUAAUUUACAGAGCGUAGAUUUUUGUACGUAAAAAUUAUGUUUGCUCUUUAAUAAUUUGGAAUGUAUUUUUUAUUUAUCUAUUUUUUUUUAUUUAUAAAGUUCAAAGUUUUAGAAAACAUUUAAAUUGAGUUGAAAAUAACCGAGGAAAGUCUUCGGUAAAAUAAGAUGCAGUUUUAUCCUCGCAUAGAGCAUUACAAUAUCGUUAGGCCUUAUGAUUGAAGCACUUUAUUUUAUUUAAAUAUGGAAAUGAAAGGUAUUUGGAAGACCUAGGUAUAAACCAAACAAACCAACCGUCAUAUAAAUUCAAAAUGUAUUUAUAAAUCAAACAAAGAGAGUACUUGUCUCAUUUACUUGCAUUUACUUUUUUCACUGCAUCUGCCACGAAAACAAAAUAAAACGUCGGAAACGUAUUUUGAAAGACGUAAACGAAAAGAUGCAUGCAUGUAAAUAUUAUUUACUGAACGAAGUUUUGCAUUUUUUUUAAAUAUUUUUUUUGAAGCAGAUAUCUAAAAGAAUUAAAUAGAACGAAUAUUACAAAACACUUCAAACGAAUCACGCACGCAUUUGCAUUAUAGAGAAAAUUUAUACAGAUUUAUGUUUAAUAGUAUUUUUUACAAUAGUUUCCUGAUUAUUUCAUUCCAUUUGUAUAUUUAAAAAAAAAAUAACAGAGUAGAAUAACCUGUAAUAUCCCAUCGUAAGGAAAAUGAUAAAUUCCAAAAGCAAAAACACAACUACAUAAUAAUAUAAAAAUUAGAAAAAUAUCUUUAAAGAAAAUCCGAUAUGUAUACACAAUUACUUUAGCUUAUACAUAUUUUAAGCUUAUAAAUAUAAUGUAAUAAAUAUUAUAAAACACAUUAUA